AUGGUCAGCAUGGCAAUCAUGGAGGAUAAAGUCCCUUCUUCUUUCCAAGAACAGGCUGCUGGGGGAAGCUCCUCAUUGAGGCAUUCAGCUUUCUGGUACCCCCGAGCCCCGGACCCAGGCCUCGAUCUCAAUGAUGAUUGUUUCACGGCAACAGAAUCAUCGAAUGCAAAAUAUCAGCCUCUCUGCUGGACAGUGUUUGGAGGUCGCAACGGAUCGUAUCUUCGCAACUUGACAGGACUGUCUGUCACAUGUUCUCCAUUGAUCCGUGGCAUCGCAUUCCACUACGCAGUACAUACUCCAGAGAAGACGGGAACAGUAGGGAAAUUCAGGGCUAGGCCCAACGACAGCGUCACGUAUUUCUCUAUCGACGGGCCCGGUGGAGAAAUAGUCGACACCAUCGAAGUAUUUGUCCAAUGCAGCGGCGGCGAUGCCAUGAGAAUGGUCUAUAACGAGGACAUACUCGUGUCGACGAAUCGCAAACGAUGCUUUCACGUCGGAAAGCACGAAAGCCACUUGUACGGCCAAAUUUCGAAACGAUUGAUAGCCGUCUCUCCAGGGUCUACCAUAACGGGCCUAUAUUGGAGUCAGCAUCUUGGCAGAAUCAUAGCUCUGGGAGCCAUCUCGGAGAUUGUCGGCAUCUAG
Metarhizium album ARSEF 1941 is the source of this 642-nucleotide messenger RNA. RefSeq names its product F-box domain containing protein. The transcript has 3 exons. The record is from RefSeq and is a predicted model, not a curated record. NCBI's taxonomy places the organism in Eukaryota, Fungi, Ascomycota, Sordariomycetes, Hypocreales, Clavicipitaceae. The coding region runs from base 1 to 642 and encodes 213 amino acids.